Messenger RNA from Emiliania huxleyi CCMP1516, 486 nucleotides. RefSeq lists its product as hypothetical. The record is from RefSeq and is a predicted model, not a curated record. The transcript has a single exon. Lineage: Eukaryota; Haptophyta; Isochrysidales; Noelaerhabdaceae. The coding region runs from base 1 to 486 and encodes 161 amino acids.
AUGGCGGCGCCGGCGGAGGCGCUGCCUGAUAUCGUCGUCCCGGCUAUCAGCGACACGGACGACGAGCGCCUGUGGGUGCCGCAGACGGAUUGCCUUUCCUUCCGGCCGCUUUGCCUGUGCGUGAGCCAAGGCUACUACGUCAAUCUUCUGCGCUUCGUCGGCGGUGGCACGCUCGGCUGCCACCGACACUCGUCGCCGGUGCACGCCCACACGAUCCGCGGGACGUGGGGCUACAAGGAGCACGCGUGGGAGGCGCAGGCUGGCACGUACGUCUUUGAGCCACCCGGCGAGACGCACACGCUCGUGGUCGGGGAGGAGGAGAUGAUUACGCUCUUCCACGUGACGGGCGCCCUCUUGUACUGCGACCCCGACGACCCCGCCACCGUGCUCGGCUUCGACGAUGUCUUCACAAAGCUGGAGAAGGCGCGUGCGCACUACGAGCACGUUGGCUUGGGCGCAGAUUACGUGGACCAAUUCAUUCGAUGA